This is a messenger RNA of Agelaius phoeniceus (red-winged blackbird), 4160 nucleotides long. It is a transcript of the gene DISP3, whose product is annotated as dispatched RND transporter family member 3. Gene Ontology annotation, cellular component: cytoplasm. The record is from RefSeq and is a predicted model, not a curated record. Lineage: Eukaryota; Metazoa; Chordata; Aves; Passeriformes; Icteridae.
GUGCAGGUGCUGGACAUGGACACAGAGGAUGACCCAUUGUUACAGGAUGCCUGGCUAGAGGAGGAAGAUGAAGAUGUGGCCUUCAGCUCCCGGAAGAGGCGCGAGGGUGCUCUGUUGUGUGGGAAAAGCCCGUGCAGAGUCAGGCCCCUGUGUGUCACCCUGCCUAUGUCUGGCUUCUGGAAUAUUGUUGGCUGGGUGUUUACCAACCCCUACUGUGCUGGCUUCAUCCUUUUCCUGGGCUGUGCCAUCCCUGCUGUGCUUGCUGUCGUCAUGUUCCUCCACUACCCCGCCCUGGACAUUGACAUCUCCUACAACGCUUUCGAGAUCCGCAACCACGAGUCCUCGCAGCGCUUCGACGCCCUCGCCUUGGCCCUCAAAUCCCAGUUUGGCUCCUGGGGGAGGAACCGCCGGGACCUGGCUGACUUUACCUCAGAAACCCUGCAGAGGCUCAUCUUUGAGCAGCUCCAGCAGCUCCACCUCAACGCCUCCCACCUCGGGGUGAGCGCGCGGGUGAGGCGCAGCCCCGCGGAGGGCAGGGGGAGCUCCCUGCAGCCCCAGCCCCACCCCAGCACAGCAAACCAGAGCUCCAGAGUUGGGAGGGGAGCCCCACGCUGGGACUACUCCAGCACCUACAUCAGUGCUAACACACAGACUCACGCUCACUGGCGCAUUGAGCUCAUUUUCCUGGCUCGGGGCGACUCUGAGAACAACAUCUUCACCACGGAGCGCCUGGUCACCAUCCACGAGGUGGAGCGCAAGAUCAUGGACCACCCUCGCUUCCGUGAAUUCUGCUGGAAGCCCCAUGAGGUCCUGAAGGACCUGCCCCUGGGUUCUUACUCCUACUGCUCCCCUCCCAGCUCCCUCAUGACCUACUUCUUCCCCACUGAGAGAGGAGGGAAGAUUUACUACGAUGGCAUGGGACAAGACCUUGCUGACAUCCAAGGAUCCCUGGAGCUGGCCAUGACCCACCCCGAAUUCUACUGGUAUGUGGAUGAGGGCUUGUCUGCUGAGAACAAGAAGAGCUCCCUGCUGAGGAGUGAGAUCCUCUUCGGGGCCCCACUGCCCAACUACUACUCGGUGGAGGAUCGCUGGGAGGAGCAGCGCCGCAAGUUCCAGAACUUUGUCAUCACCUACGUGGCCAUGCUGGCCAAGCAGUCCACGAGCAAAGUCCAGGUGCUGUAUGGAGGGACAGAUCUGUUUGACUAUGAAGUGAGGAGGACUUUCAACAAUGACAUGUUGCUGGCCUUCAUCAGCAGUAGCUGCAUCGCUGUCCUGGUCUACAUCCUCACCUCCUGCUCAGUGUUUCUGUCAUUCUUUGGCAUUGCCAGCAUUGGGCUGAGCUGCCUGGUGGCUCUGUUCCUCUACCAUGUGGUGUUUGGGAUCCAGUAUCUGGGUAUACUCAAUGGUGUGGCUGCCUUUGUCAUCGUGGGGAUUGGAGUUGAUGAUGUCUUUGUUUUCAUCAACACCUACCGCCAAGCCACGCACCUCAAGGACCUGCGACUGCGCAUGAUCCACACGAUCCAGACAGCAGGGAAAGCCACCUUCUUCACCUCCCUGACCACAGCUGCAGCAUAUGCUGCCAACAUCUUCUCUCAGAUCCCAGCUGUGCAUGACUUUGGACUCUUCAUGUCCCUGAUUGUGUCCUGCUGCUGGGUAGCUGUGCUCUUCACCAUGCCAGCUGCUCUUGGAAUAUGGACCCUCUAUGUGUCCCCAUUAGAGAGCUCCUGCCAAGCCAGCUGCAGUCAGAAGUGCACCAAAAAGAGUGCCUUGCACCUGGCUGAAGAUCUCUUCAUUGCCUCAGCAGCCCCCUCCAGAGCAGGCAGAGAGACCCUUCCCUACCUUGAUGAUGACAUCCCACUGCUCAGCGUGGAGGAGGAGCCUGUCUCCCUGGAAAUGGGGGAUGUCCCCUUGGUGUCUGUGAUGCCAGAAAAUCUGCAGCUCUCUGCAGAGAAGAGCAGCCAGGGUCACUUGAUAACUCAUCUGCAGGAGCUGCUGGAGCACUGGGUGCUGUGGUCUGCAGUGAAGAGCAGAUGGGUGAUUGUGGGGCUCUUUCUGCUCGUUUUGCUCCUGUCCAUAUUCUUUGCCAGCCGCCUCCAUCCAGCCAGCCGUGCCCCAGUCCUGUUCCGGCCAGACACAAACAUCCAGGUGCUACUGGACCUGAAAUACAACCUGAGUGCUGAAGGGAUCUCCUGCAUCACCUGCUCAGGUUUGUUUCAGGAAAAGCCCCACAGUUUGCAGAACAACAUCCGAACUUCCUUGGAAAAAAAGAAGAGGGGCUCAGGUUCACCUUGGGGAAGCAAAGGCAGCAUGAGUGAUGCAGGGCAGCAAGAGCUCCAGGGCACUGUGUAUAUCUCCAAGUCCAGGAGCAAGGGAAGACCAGCAAUCUACAGAUUCUCACUCAAUGCCAGUGUCCCCGCGCCCUGGCAGAUGGUGUCACCGGGGGACGGGGAGGUGCCUUCCUUCCAGGUGUAUAGAGUGCCUUUCGGUAACUUCACCAGGAAGCUGACAGCUUGUGUGUCCACAGUAGGGCUGCUUAAGCAGAUGAGCCCCAGGAAGUGGAUGAUGACCACCUUGUCCUGUGACACCAAGAGGGGCUGGAAGUUCGAUUUCAGUUUCUACGUGGCCUCCAAGGAGCAGCAGCGCACACGGAAACUGUAUUUUGCCCAGUCUCACAAGCCCCCUUACCACGGCCGAGUGUGUGUGGCACCUCCGGGCUGUCUGCUCAGCUCUAGCCCAGAUGGACCCACCAAAGGCAUCCUCUAUGUCCCCAGUGAAAAAGCACCCAAAGCAAAGCCGUCAGCCACAUCUGGAUUUAACCCAUGCAUGAACACAGGCUGUGGGAAGCCAGCAGUGAGGCCACUGGUGGACACUGGAGCCAUGGUGUUUGUGGUGUUUGGGAUCAGAGGCGUGAACCGCACCAGGCGCCAGGACAACCACGUCCUCGGAGACAUGGGCAGUGUUAUCUACGAUGACAGCUUUGACCUCUUCAAAGAGAUUGGCAACCUGUGCCGCCUCUGCAAAGCCAUUGCCAGCAACUCUGAGCUGGUGAAGCCCGGAGGGGCUCAGUGCCUGCCCUCGGGUUACAGCAUCUCCUCCUUUCUGCAGAUGUUGCACCCGGAGUGCAAGAAUAUCCCUGAGCCAAACCUGCUGCCAGGGCAGCUCUCUCAUGGGGCAGUGGGGGUGAAGGAUGGCAAGGUGCAGUGGAUCUCCAUGGCCUUUGAGUCGACAACCUACAAGGGGAAAUCAUCCUUCCAGACAUAUGCAGACUAUCUGAAAUGGGAGACAUUCCUGCAGCAGCAGCUCCAGCUCUUCCCAGAGGGCUCUGCUCUCCGGCACGGCUUCCAGACCUGUGAGCACUGGAAGCAGAUUUUCAUGGAGAUUAUAGGAGUGCAGAGUGCCCUGUAUGGCCUUGUCCUCUCGCUGGUCAUCUGUGUGGCUGCUGUGGCAGUGUUCACCACACACAUCCUCCUCCUGCUGCCAGUGCUGCUCAGCAUCUUAGGGGUUGUCUGCCUGGUGGUGACCAUCAUGUACUGGUGUGGCUGGGAGAUGGGAGCUGUGGAAGCAAUUUCCCUCUCCAUCCUGGUGGGCUCCUCUGUUGAUUACUGUGUGCACCUGGUGGAGGGAUACCUGCUGGCAGGGGAGAACCUGCCUCUCCAGCAGGCAGAGGACCCCACGGCGUGCCGGCAGUGGAGGACGCUGGAGGCCGUGCGGCACGUGGGGGUGGCCAUCGUCUCCAGCGCCACCACCACCCUGAUCGCCACCGUCCCGCUCUUCUUCUGCAUCAUUGCCCCCUUUGCCAAGUUUGGGAAGAUCGUGGCCCUCAACACGGGCGUGUCCAUCCUGUACACGCUGACUGUGAGCACAGCCCUGCUGAGCACCAUGGCGCCCGGCACCUUCACCCGCAGCAGCACCUCCUGCCUCAAGGCUCUGCUGGCCGUGCUCCUGGCCGGCCUGCUGGCUCUCUGCAUCUGCCUUGCCCUGCUCAAGAGUGGAUUUCAGAUCCCCCUCCCCAAUGGGACAGCCCUGUAAGACCCAACGGGACAGCCCUCUACACGCCAGGCCGAGAGAGCCGCGUUGCUCCUUUGGUUUUUUCUUUUCUUUUGAAAGAAUAUUUUUUGUAAGGAAAAAAAAGAGGAAAAAAAAAGUCCCUUUUUCAUGAA